AUGUCACCAAAAAAGGGUCAAGCACCAUCCUUACCAGGCCUACCAACGUAUUCCUCCUCCGGCUCCUCCUCCAGUAGCUCAGAGUCAGAACCAGAAGACUACAAACCAAAGGUCAACGAAGGAGCAGACGCAACCCAAAUAGUAACCGCAACCCAAGAAGUAGAGCCAACCCACAAGGUGUACGCAAUCCAAGAAGUACGGCCAAAACAAGAAAUAGAGCCAACCCAAGAAGCAGAGGCAGCGCCAGGAGUCGUGGGAUACACCUGGCCACCGCCGGGCUCACCCACAGAACCCGACACCGACAAAGCCGAACUUGACCAAGAUGACAUUGAGAUAAAUUGGGAUAGUGACGAAGACCCACACAAGCCCGAUGGAAAGGGAGAGGAGCCCAGCGUCGAAGAGCCCCAGAAUCCUGGUGUCGAAACCCAACCCACCACCAUCGUACAGCAGACUACCAUAGAACGCAUAGAAAAAACGCCAUCGUGGGCAGGCUCUGUAUACUCAUUCAAAACACCAGCACCCUCUUCAACAGCGUCCUCGCCGCUCGGCCCAAAGAGUCCCACUCCACCUCCUCCUUCUCCAGGUCCACCUGCGAACAAGCAGAAGGUGAAAGGUAUGCCAGCGGGCAUUGCUCCGAGAGCAGGACACCGACAUGCAGAGACGGGCAUGGAGGAUGACGCGCCGGAUGCUGGGGUAGCCCGCGCGGUAGCCGCAGCAAAGAAACGAAAACGGGCGGAGGAAGCGAAGACUAAGCGCAAGGCGCCGCCGCGGAAGAAGACACGGUUUGCGUUACCGGAGAAGGGGGAUGAGGAUGACGACGAUUUGUCUGAUGCUCCAUCUGAACCAGCAGUAGUUGAAACGGGGAAGAAGCCGAGGAAGAAGAAGAACAACAACAACGGGAAAAAAGAAGGCACAAAGCCGAAACCGGGCAAAGCCCCUCCCAAAAAACCGACAAAGAAUACCCCGAAAGGCGGGAAGACAAAGAAGGGUGAGGGUAUAGAGAAAGUGAAGUGUAGUGGAAGAACGACGAAGGGCGAGCCGUGUAAGAAUGAGAAGAAUGUGAAGGAGGGAGAUGAUUAUAAUUGUGGGAAGCAUAAGUCUGAUAAGUGA
Alternaria incomplexa is the source of this 1110-nucleotide messenger RNA. RefSeq lists its product as uncharacterized. Bases 1 to 1110 code for a protein of 369 amino acids. The transcript has a single exon. The record is from RefSeq and is a predicted model, not a curated record. Lineage: Eukaryota; Fungi; Ascomycota; Dothideomycetes; Pleosporales; Pleosporaceae.